GCGGGAGAGGAGCGCCCACCGCCCCGCCUGCCCGCCCCAGCGCGAUGGCCGGCGAGCUGAGCAUCGGCCCCGAGCUGCCCACCAGCCCCUUGGCCAUGGAGUACGUCAACGACUUCGACCUCAUGAAGUUCGACGUGAAGAAAGAGCCGCUGGGCCGUGCCGAGCGCCCGGGCCGCCACUGCACCCGCCUCCAGCCCGCCGGCUCCGUCUCUUCCACGCCCAUCAGCACCCCCUGCAGCUCGGUGCCCUCCUCGCCCAGCUUCAGCCCCACCGAGCAGAAGACUCACCUGGAGGACCUCUACUGGAUGGCCAACAGCUACCAGCAGAUGAAUCCGGAGACGCUCAACCUCACUCCGGAGGACGCCGUGGAAGCCCUCAUCGGCUCCCACCAGGUGCCGCAGCCCCUCCAGAGCUUCGAGAGCUUCCGGGCCGCCGCCGCCCACCACCACCAUCACCACCACCAUCAGCAUCACCACCACCAGUACGGCGGGGUCACUCACGAAGACCUGGCCGGCCCGGGGCACCCGCAUCAUCACCACCACCCACACCAUCACCAGGCGUCUCCCACCCCUUCCAACGCCUCCAGCUCCUCCCAGCAGCUCCCCAACACGCACCAGCCGCACCCCUCCUCCUCCUCCUCCUCUUCCAGCAGCGUGGAGGACAGGUUCUCGGACGACCAGCUGGUCUCCAUGUCCGUGCGGGAGCUCAACCGGCACCUGAGGGGCUUCACCAAAGACGAGGUGAUCCGUCUGAAGCAGAAGAGGAGGACCUUGAAGAACAGAGGCUAUGCCCAGUCUUGCAGGUACAAGCGGGUCCAGCAGAAGCAUCACCUGGAGAACGAGAAGACCCAGCUCAUCCAGCAGGUGGAACAGCUCAAGCAAGAAGUGUCCCGGCUGGCCAGAGAAAGAGACGCCUACAAGCUCAAAUGCGAGAAACUGGCCAGCAAUGGCUUCAGAGAGGCAGGAUCCACCAGUGACAACCCGUCUUCUCCCGAGUUCUUCAUAACUUUAUCCUGGACUUUGCAAAACAAAGGGAUGGGCCCCGGACAAGCCAUCUAGAAUAUCUGCUUUGGAGUUGUGGUUUUGUUUU
Molecule: messenger RNA, 1089 nt
Organism: Heteronotia binoei (common prickly gecko)
Lineage: Eukaryota; Metazoa; Chordata; Lepidosauria; Squamata; Gekkonidae
Gene: MAFB
Product: MAF bZIP transcription factor B
Exons: 2
Coding region: 45-1058 (337 amino acids)
Biological process (GO): regulation of myeloid cell differentiation; regulation of transcription by RNA polymerase II
Cellular component (GO): nucleus
Molecular function (GO): DNA-binding transcription factor activity, RNA polymerase II-specific; RNA polymerase II cis-regulatory region sequence-specific DNA binding
Source: RefSeq, a predicted model, not a curated record